AUGGCAGCUAUGUCUUCACAGAAGGAGGAGGUAGAAAAGGCACCUAGACUACCUAUGCCAUCACGAAAUCCUUUACCAUUAUCCGCAGCACAAGAAGCUCAAGUCCAAGAAGUUUACCAUACAAGAGUGCGGAGUUACUGUGCGGCAGAGAUUAAGACGUUCGCAGAGUGCGCUCUCGGAAGAACCUUCACUGCUCCGUUCAAAUGCAGAGAACAAAAUCGAGCGAUGAACAAUUGCAUGAUAACGCAUGCCACACAAUCAGAAAAGGAUGCAGCUAGAGAAGAGUGGUUUUCACUGAGAUUACAGAGACAGAGGGAUCGUGAAGCAAAGGAGGCGAGGAGGAAAGAGCAAGAAAAGUUCCAUAGGGAAUGGUGGGGUCUACCAGCCGAAGAAAGAGAAGGCGACAAAGGUAAAGAAAUAAUGAGGAAGGCAGAAAGAGUUGGUGGAUUUCCCAGGAGGGAUGAAGGACAGCUUAGCAAAGAUCGGCAUAGGUGA
Sclerotinia sclerotiorum 1980 UF-70 is the source of this 495-nucleotide messenger RNA. RefSeq lists its product as hypothetical. Lineage: Eukaryota; Fungi; Ascomycota; Leotiomycetes; Helotiales; Sclerotiniaceae. Gene Ontology annotation, cellular component: mitochondrion. The transcript has 2 exons. The record is from RefSeq and is a predicted model, not a curated record. The coding region runs from base 1 to 495 and encodes 164 amino acids.